AUGAUGGAACUUGUAAAAGAACUGAGCCAACUCCACAGUCGCCCAUUGAGACAACGAAAGGGAAAUAUAACUAAAUAUCGUCAAGACAAUACCGACGGAGGAACAGAGAUACCUGCACAAAGUGAUGUCUUUUGUCAUACUGAUGCCCCACCAAUUUGUGAAAGUGAUAACUUGGUUGGAACACAAGAGAGCAAUAAUGCUGUAAUGGACAAUAUGGCUUUGUUACUAGGGCUCACUCAUGGUGGUCAUCCAGAUCAGUUGUACAAACGACCAUUGACAGGAAAUAUAACAUAUCCUACAGUCCAUGAAAAUUAUCUUAAGGGUGACCAAUAUCAAAAUUGGAAUGGAGGUUCUGGUUUGAACGACCUAGCUCUAGUUCAAGAGGAAAUGGUCACCAAGAACUCAAAUGAAAAUAGAAGCAAAAGUUAA
Prunus armeniaca (apricot) is the source of this 429-nucleotide messenger RNA. The record is from the annotation of a GenBank genome assembly. NCBI's taxonomy places the organism in Eukaryota, Viridiplantae, Streptophyta, Magnoliopsida, Rosales, Rosaceae.